Linum tenue is the source of this 2760-nucleotide messenger RNA. NCBI's taxonomy places the organism in Eukaryota, Viridiplantae, Streptophyta, Magnoliopsida, Malpighiales, Linaceae. The record is from the annotation of a GenBank genome assembly.
GUUGAAAUUUCCCCAUAUGGGAACGGAACGGCUUCACCAUCAACCAACCCAACCAAUAUUUUCCCCUUUCUUUCCUUUGAUUUCAAGGUUCGUAUCGUACCCACAAUUCAUUCCAAACCGCGUGGUAGCCAAAAGCUGAAAAGGGAGAAUUCAUUGCUCAACUAGACUUCUUUCUCACUCUGUUCCUCUGUUUCUUUCUUUCUCUCUCUAGCUGACUCAUUCUUACGUUCUCGCCUCUCGGCUGCAAUCCCAUGAGUUCACUCCAGAGACAUUUUCUGGUACCCACUAAAACGUUAUUUCACCCUCUCUGGUUUCCUUUCCAACCAUGACUGCGCACGUGGCCGGUCUUCGUUCGUCUCUCUCUUUCUAUCUUGACAUUGAAAUCAAAGUUUCAAACGUUCCCCAAAGUUUCAACUAUCCCGCAUUGUAUGAGAGAAAUGACUUUUCGGGGUCCUUGCCUAUAAAAAGGACGGCUUCGGGUUUCUCUUCUUUCAUUCUCAGCUUCACCAAGCACGACUCUUUUCACUCUCUCAUUGUUUUUUUACCGUAAAGCUUUGAUCUUUGGUGGAUUUGCAGAGAAGGGUCGUUCAGGGUGUUGGUAGAGAGAGGAAGAGUCGUUGGGGUUUGAUUACUGAGAGGAAAAUGGCGAAUGUUGUGAAUGACGGCGGUGAUUCGACGGAGAAGAUCGUCAAUGGCGCCGUCGGCGGUGGUGGUGGUGUUGAGGACGUGUAUGGUGAGGAUUUCGCCACGGAGGAGCAGUUCCUAACCCCUUGGGCUGUCUCCAUUGCUAGUGGUUAUAAUUUGAUGAGGGAUCCAAGGCACAACAAAGGGACAGCAUUCACAGAGAAAGAGAGGGAUGCUCAUUACCUGAGAGGUCUUCUUCCCCCAGCCAUAUUCACUCAGGAACUUCAGGAAAAAAGGUUGAUGCACAACCUUCGUCAGUUCGAAGUUCCUCUCCAGAGAUACAUGGCCAUGAUGGAUCUUCAGGAGAGGAAUGAAAGGUUGUUCUACAAGCUUCUGAUUGAUAAUGUGGAAGAGCUUCUGCCAGUUGUGUAUACUCCCACUGUUGGGGAGGCUUGCCAGAAGUAUGGCAGCAUUUUCAGGCGUCCCCAGGGGCUUUAUAUCAGCUUGAAAGAGAAGGGAAAGAUUCUUGAAGUACUUAAGAACUGGCCAGAGAGGAACAUUCAAGUCAUUGUUGUUACUGACGGUGAGCGGAUUCUUGGGCUUGGGGACCUUGGCUGCCAGGGAAUGGGAAUUCCCGUUGGGAAGCUUUCUCUGUAUACAGCACUGGGAGGAAUCCGUCCAUCAGCAUGCCUGCCAAUCACAAUUGAUGUUGGUACGAACAAUGAGAAGCUGUUGAAUGAUGAGUUCUACAUUGGUCUUAAACAAAGGAGGGCAACAGGACAGGAAUAUGCUGAACUUCUGGAAGAGUUCAUGACUGCAGUUAAGCAAAAUUACGGGGAGAAAGUCUUGGUACAGUUUGAAGACUUUGCAAAUCACAAUGCAUUCGACCUUCUAGAGAAGUACACUCGGAGCCAUCUUGUUUUCAAUGAUGAUAUUCAGGGCACGGCAUCUGUAGUUCUGGCAGGGCUAAUUGCGGCUCUCAAGUUGGUUGGUGGAACCUUAGCAGACCAUAAGUUCCUCUUCCUGGGAGCUGGCGAGGCUGGUACUGGCAUAGCUGAGCUUAUAGCACUGGAAAUUUCCAAGCAGACGAAAGCUCCGGUAGAAGAGACCCGUAAGAAGAUUUGGCUUGUGGAUUCAAAGGGGCUCAUUGUUAGUUCUCGCAAGGAGUCCCUUCAGCAUUUUAAGAAGCCCUGGGCUCAUGACCAUGAACCUGUGAAGAACCUCCUAGAUGCUGUUAAGGCAAUCAAGCCAACAGUUUUGAUAGGAUCAUCUGGAGCUGGUAGAACAUUCACUAAGGAGGUGGUUGAGGCAAUGGCCUCCUUCAAUGAGAAACCACUGAUCCUGGCCCUCUCAAAUCCAACGUCUCAGUCGGAAUGUACAGCCGAGGAAGCAUACACAUGGAGCCAGGGUCGUGCCAUCUUUGCUAGUGGAAGUCCAUUCGACCCGGUUGAGUACAAUGGCACACUGAUGGUGCCAGGACAGGCAAACAAUGCAUACAUAUUCCCCGGGUUUGGUCUCGGGCUGAUCAUGUCUGGGGCGAUCCGUGUCCACGAUGACUUGCUCUUAGCAGCCUCGGAAGCUUUGGCAGUGCAGGUAGAAGAUGAGCAUUUCAAGAAGGGACUGAUAUACCCACCAUUUACCAACAUAAGGAAGAUAUCAGCAAAUAUUGCUGCAAAGGUUGCUGAUAAGGCUUAUCAGCUAGGUCUGGCCUCCCGCCUGCCCAGGCCAAAGGAUCUGGUGAAGCACGCUGAGAGCUGCAUGUACAGCCCUCUCUACAGGACUUAUCGUUGAAGCCUGUACUGGAAUGGAUAUUGAAAUUUUCUAGGGCAUAUAACUCUAUUAUUAUUAUGAAGUAUUCAACAAUGUCGAUUGUUUAAGUUCCUAAUCAUGCCUUGAUUCACCUUAUUUGUUCUCCCAAAAGUUUGUUCUUUCGUACGUGACACUUUUGGUAUCUUGCUUGUUAGUGAAGUAAGACCCCCUCCCUACCUUAGGUCUUCUAAGUAAUGUAGAGGCCAAGCGCUCUUGUUUCCAGAUUCUGACCUAUUUCUAAUUUGUCCUACGUUCAUCAAAUCAAAAAUAAAAUUUUGAUUAUUGGGAGUGGUAUGAAUUGAACAUAAUGGGUUUCUAUGAAAGACU